CGCUCGGCCGCGGCCUCUAUCGACUUGCUCCGGCUCCGCUCGCCGUCCUGGGCCGCGGCGGAGCGCAGAGCCGCGUGUAAGAAGUCGGGUCCAGUGCGGUCCCAAGCCUUCUUCCACACCAUGAACACGUCCCCGGGCACGGUGGGCAGUGACCCGGUCAUCUUGGCCACUGCGGGCUAUGACCACACGGUGCGCUUCUGGCAGGCCCACAGUGGGAUCUGUACCCGCACGGUGCAGCAUCAGGACUCUCAGGUGAACGCACUGGAGAUCACGCCUGACCGCAGCAUGAUCGCGGCUGCAGUUUACCCUGUGCCCCUAGGUUACCAGCACAUUCGCAUGUAUGAUCUCAGCUCCAACAACCCCAACCCCAUCAUCAGCUACGACGGGGUCAACAAGAACAUCGCGUCUGUGGGCUUCCAUGAGGACGGUCGGUGGAUGUACACGGGUGGGGAGGACUGCACUGCUCGGAUCUGGGACCUCAGGUCCCGCAACCUACAGUGUCAGCGGAUCUUCCAGGUGAACGCACCCAUUAACUGCGUGUGCCUGCACCCCAACCAGGCGGAGCUCAUCGUGGGUGACCAGAGUGGCGCCAUCCACAUCUGGGACUUGAAGACCGACCACAACGAGCAGCUGAUACCCGAGCCUGAGGUCUCCAUCACGUCUGCCCACAUUGACCCCGAUGCCAGCUACAUGGCAGCCGUCAACAGCACCGGGAACUGCUAUGUCUGGAAUCUGACCGGGGGCAUUGGCGACGAGGUGACACAGCUCAUCCCCAAGACCAAGAUCCCUGCACACACCCGCUACGCCCUGCAGUGCCGCUUCAGCCCUGACUCCACGCUCCUUGCCACCUGCUCGGCUGACCAGACGUGCAAGAUCUGGAGGACGUCCAACUUCUCCCUGAUGACAGAGCUCAGCAUCAGGAGCAGCAACCCGGGAGAGUCAUCCCGAGGCUGGAUGUGGGGCUGCGCCUUCUCGGGGGACUCUCAGUACAUCGUCACCGCCUCCUCUGACAACCUGGCCCGGCUCUGGUGCGUGGAGACAGGAGAGAUCAAGAGAGAGUACGGGGGCCAUCAGAAAGCUGUGGUCUGCUUGGCCUUCAACGACAGCGUGCUGGGCUAACCUGGGCCGCCUCGGAGCCGCAGGCAGCUGUCCAGGCAGCGCCUGCUGAAUACGUCUGUUCAGAUGCCCGGCUCAGAGGGAACCUCCACCAGCCCAGGCCAGCUGGCCCUGCCUGGCUACCCUGGUCCCCUCAGCCGGCUUCCAGGGGCCAGGCCGGUAUGGCCUGGGAUCCUCUCAGCUUCCAGUUGCUUAGGUGGAUGUGACAGGCAGCCGACCUGAGCCAGCCUACUCUCAUUUCAGAAAUUCCAGAGCCACAUGACUUAGGGGAUCCGAGGCUGGUGUCCCGUCCCAAGCCAGUGUUCCCUCCACCGCCUGCCCGUUCUGUGUACUGAACCACAAAGAACACCGUUAUGGCCAGGUGCAGGGUUUAUUAGCCCCGCCGGCAGCCACCUUCCUUGCGACUGAUGGCGGGGACGGCCAGCUGGCUGGCCUGUGGGCCGGGCCGGGCUCUGAACUCAGUCUGGGAGGUAAUAAAAGCAGACUGACACGCAGACGUUGCUGGGGAAGCAGAUGUCAAUGCACAGGUAGACCAGCCGCUGCCUCCGGGGUCCUGGGGGAAGGGGUCUGCUUGAGCCCCAGGGGGCUCCUCACCCUUCUCUCCAGACUGUCGUGCAGGAGCCCGGGCCUCUCAGCACAGCCCCAACUUACCCUCUGCUCGACGGGCCCAGUAAAUGGGCGUUUUCGUGCAAAGGUGCCGCACCGACUCCCCCACCUGGGCGGGGUCCACCUCACGGUCCCCAAGCACUGCCAGCAGCUCCUGGACGUAGCGGGUGUCCUGGCUGGGGCCGUGAGACCCUCGGGCCUGCGGAGAAGACUCUGGUGGGCCAUGGCACUGGGGCACCUGCACUUGCCCUGCUUGGGGCAGGGCCUGUCCCCUGGACACACUGGCCCUGUGCCGGCACCACCCUCAGCUCUUGUCAGCAGCCUCAGCCAAGGGAAGACAGGGCUUCUGUUCCCUGAAACCAGAGCUCCGGCCCGUUGCAGGGCCGGGCUGUACACAGGACCCUUUGUCCCCUGGCCCCGGGAGCCUGGCCGCAUGGGCCGCACGGGGCUGCUUACCUGUGAGCUGUUCACCAGCAGCUCUAGGGUCUCGCGAUCUCGGGGUUCCAUCGGGCGGAGGAAGCAGGCCCGGUGUCCUGAGGGGCGGUAACAGACGCAGCCCUGGGGAGGCAGGCGGGUGAGGCAGGGCCACCUGUACAUCCGUGGGUGCUGACCACACCCCCAGCCCACUCACGCUCUGCCCAUCGAACAGCACCGCCCAGCUGUGGUUGCUCUGAGCUGGGGUCACCCGGAUGGUCGCCACGUUCCGGGCCGCAUCCACCUGGGUGGUUUGGUUGGACCGGGGUGCCCUGGGGCCCGGGAGGGUCAGACGGAGCAUCUGCAGCAGAGGCUGACAUCAGGAAGCCAGAGCUCAGCUGGAUAGGCCGGGGCGGCCCCCGACACGCCCCCAGUUCUCCCUGUGAGGUUUCUGACCCCUCCACCCGCCUGGGCCUCCUGCCUCUGCUCAGGGCCCUGGCUCCACUGGAAGGCUGGGAUGUGCUGUCCUCCCCCCACCUCCCAGUGUCUGUGUCCCUGGCUGGGUCCUGAGGAGGAGCUCACCUUGGGAGGGCUGUGAGCGAAGCCAAGAAGCCCUCCAGCCACGACCCCCGCAGCGGCCAGUGCCAGCAGCAGCAGGAGCAGGCCGGGGGUCUUCCAGGGCUUGGCCUUCACCUGGGGGCACAUCGCAGUCCGUGGGGCCUAGAGCAGAGACCGGGGAGCAGGCUGGUUCGGGAAGGCGAGGGGUGGGAGGUGGGCACUUGCGCUCCUGUCCCCUGCCCAGGUCAAGCCCUGGGUCUCUGUCCCUGGAGAGGGCACCGGGUGUUUGGAGGCACUCACCUGGCCGGGCCCGGGGCUCUCCUCGCAGCAGCCCGUCUGCUCCAUGCCGCGGCCCUGGUGACAAUGCGCUGAUUGUCUGCUGCCCCUUGCAGUCAGCUGGGGAAACCUCGGUACAGUGAUGAGCCGACAACCAUCCCGGCCCCCUCCUCUCCUGCCCCCCUUGCUUCCCGCCAGCCCAGCUACCUGAUAUCAGGGUCAGAGCCGGGACAGCCCCCAUCCUUGGGGUGGGGUGCUUGUCACUGAGCCUGGCUCUUGGACACCUGGCCUGUGCUGACUGGAGACUGGAAGUGCAUGGCUGUCCGGGAAACCAGUUCCCACUGAUUGGCACCGAGGGCGGCCCAGGCAGAAUGUCUUUAGUCUGCUUGGGGACGGGCUUAAGUUUUCUAAAGAGGCUGUUCCAGUCUCUUUACUGUUACUUCUGGAUUCCUGGGGCUCGGCUCGUGGCAAACCAUCAAUAAAUGCGUUUCAUGAAUGACCGGUAA
Molecule: messenger RNA, 3476 nt
Organism: Herpailurus yagouaroundi (jaguarundi)
Lineage: Eukaryota; Metazoa; Chordata; Mammalia; Carnivora; Felidae
Gene: MLST8
Product: MTOR associated protein MLST8
Exons: 9
Coding region: 121-1119 (332 amino acids)
Biological process (GO): regulation of actin cytoskeleton organization; TOR signaling
Cellular component (GO): TORC1 complex; TORC2 complex
Molecular function (GO): protein binding
Source: RefSeq, a predicted model, not a curated record